Molecule: messenger RNA, 804 nt
Organism: Prunus armeniaca (apricot)
Lineage: Eukaryota; Viridiplantae; Streptophyta; Magnoliopsida; Rosales; Rosaceae
Source: the annotation of a GenBank genome assembly
AUGGCUGCAGAAGAAGAAGAAGAAGAAGAAGAAGUGCUUCUCAGCCUCUUUGAUUCAUACUGGUUUGAACAUGGAAUUUUGAGCAAGAAAUCCCCUUCAAAACCCCAAGAAGCAACGAACCCAAGUCUCCAAGUGGACCAAUCAGCCCAAGAAGCAACCCAACAACAAGUACCAAAUUUCCCCAGCCUUUCAUGCUUGCCAAGAUCUCUAAGUGACGACCAAUCUUUAAACACCAAGGGGAGCCUCUUCUCUUCUGAUUCUCUCUCCCCACACUCAAUCCUCAUGAGCACCACACCAAAAUUCCAAACAGUUUUCUCUGGUAAACAAGUCAUAGAGUUCUCCAAACAAAGUGUGAAACAAGAACAAGUGCCAGCAGCUCAGACAAAAAGGGUCCAUGGUCGUGGUGAAAGAAACAGAAGUAGAAGAAGAGUAGGGCCCAGCAAGAGCUUGUCUGACCUGGAGUUUGAUGAGCUCAAGGGUUUUAUGGAUUUGGGUUUUGUGUUCACUGAGGAAGACAAAGAUUCAAAAUUGGUUUCCAUAAUUCCUGGUUUGCAAAGGCUUGGAAGUAUUGGGGAACAAGAUAGAGAUGAAGAGGAUCAGAGAAAUAAUAAUAAUGAUAAUAAUAUUGAUCCAAGUAGUCAUCAUGUGGUUUCAAGGCCCUAUCUGUCUGAGGCUUGGGAUGCUUUGGAUCAAAGAAAGAAAGAGAACAAAUUGGUGAAUUGGAGAAUACCAGCUAAUUUAGGUAAGGACAUGAAGCAUAAUCUCAGGUUUUGGGCUCAUACUGUUGCAUCAACUGUAAGAUAA